AAGAGAGAGAGAGAGAAGAAAAGGAAAGAACAGUUUCUUAUUUUCUUCUUCUUUGUCUCGUCUUCUCCAUCGUUCUCUGUCAAGGUCAAAAAAACACAACCGAACAAUCACCGCAAAUCUAACGAGGGAACAAAUAUGGCGAAACGCCACAGCUUCACGAGUUGAAGGAUCUCUUCGUUCUCUUCUGCUGCUUAUGCGGUUCCCGAUCGGCGAUUUGUCCCCGGUGUGUCUCCGGUGGCCGGAAAUAUCGGAUUCGUCGAUUUGGAUUUGACUAUGAGGAAAAGCGCCAAAUUCAACAACAAAAACGGCGAUAAUCACAGUAAGAACGGUACCAAUGGCUUGUUGCCGAGUUCACUGAAAAUCAUCUCCACCUUCAUCAGAACCGCUUCCUCUGGAGUCCGUUCAGCUAGCGCCUCCGUCGCCGCUUCUCUCUCCGGAGAGUCUCAGGAGCAAAAGGACCAGGUGCUUUGGUCCUCCUUUGACGUACUACACACAGAUGCAUCUUCCUUCAAGCAUGUCCACUUGCUUGGUUAUUCCAAUGGGUUUCAAGUCCUUGACGUCAAUGAUGCUGCUAAUGUCCGUGAACUUGUUUCAAGGCGGGAUGAUCCAGUCACAUUCUUACAGAUGCAGUCCCUCCCUGCGAAAUGUGAGGGCAUUGAAGGAUUUAGAUCAUCACAUCCUAUCCUUCUAGUGGUUGCUGAUGAAUCUAAAGGCUCAGGUCCUAUUUUCACUGCUAGAGAUGGAUCAAUUAGAAAUGGUUACGAAGAUCCUCGGAUGGGAAAUCUCGCCCUGUCUCCCACAGUUGUUCGAUUCUAUUCUCUGAGAUCUCACAACUAUGUACAUGUUCUAAGAUUCCGAUCAACUGUCUAUAUGGUCAGAUGCAGCCCCCGUGUAGUAGCUGUUGGCCUUGGUUCACAGAUAUACUGUUUUGAUGCUCUGACUCUUGAGAACAAAUUCAGUGUUCUCUCAUAUCCAGUCCCCCAGUUUGGAAGCCAAGGGAUAUCUGGGGUCAAUAUCGGAUAUGGUCCAAUGGCUGUCGGUCCUAGAUGGUUAGCUUAUGCUUCCAACAAUCCUUUGUCAUCUAGUACUGGUCGUCUAAGCCCACAGACUCUUACGUCUCCUGGUGUCAGUCCAUCUACCUCGCCAAGCAAUGGAAAUCUAGUGGCAAGAUAUGCCAUGGAAUCCAGUAAGCAUCUGGCCACUGGAUUAAUCAACUUGGGUGACAAGGGUUACAAGACUUUAUCUAAAUACUGCCAGGAUCUCAAGCAUGAUGGUACUGGUUCUCCUGUUUCAUCUAGUUCCAGUUGGAAAGUUGGUCGUGCAGCAUCACAAUCAGCAGAAACAGAUGUUGCUGGAACGGUUGUCAUCAAAGAUUUUGAAUCGCGAGCUAUUAUAUCGCAGUUCAAAGCUCACACUAGCCCAAUAUCUGCUCUGUGUUUUGAUCCAAGUGGCACUCUGCUAGUCACUGCUUCAAUCCAUGGAAACAAUAUAAAUGUCUUUCGGAUUAUGCCAGCUUCCUCAAAGAGUCGAUCAGGCACCCGAAGCUAUGAUUGGAGCUCCUCUCAUGUGCAUUUGUACAAACUGCAUCGUGGCAUGACAUCAGCUGUAAUACAAGAUAUUUGCUUUAGUCAUUACAGUCAGUGGGUUGCGAUUGUUUCAUCCAAGGGUACAUGCCAUAUUUUUGUUCUUUCCCCUUUUGGUGGAGAGAAUGUUCUUGAAAUACGGAAUUCUCAUGCCAGUGGAUCUGUACUUGCACCAUCAUUGUCUCUGCCAUGGUGGUCGAGUUCGUCAUUCACAACCAACCAUUUUUCACCUCCUCCGCCAGCAUCUGUAAACCUUACUGUAAUUAGCCGAAUCAAAAGCAACAAUUUCUUACAAGCUGCAAGUUCAGUUGCUGGGAAACCAUCUUUUCCCUCUGGUGCUCUUGCUGUUGUUUUCCAUCAAUCUGUGCCUGCCGAGUCACUGUCAGAUCAUGCCCUGGAGUAUUUGCUGGUCUACACUCCGUCAGGUCAUGUGGUUCAAUACAAACUUGUACCGCCUGUUGGGGGAGACCUGGCUGAAAGCAAUUCACGAAUUGGAGCUGUUUCUUUGCCAACCUCUGAAGAGGAGUUGCGAGUGAAAGUCGAACCAGUUCAGUGUUGGGAUGUCUGCCGAAGAACAGAUUGGCCCGAAAGAGAGGAGAACAUACAUGGGCUUACUCUUGGUGGACGAGAAACUGCAGAUAUUAUUAUGGAUGCUUCUGAUGGUGAAGAUAAUGACAUUGGGCACAAGGAGUUGGUGAAGCCCCCAGAAAAACACCAAGUAUAUCUUGCCAAUGCAGAGGUGCAGAUUAACUCAGGAAGGAGACCGAUCUGGCAAAAUUCUAAGAUAUCUUUCUACUCGAUGUGUCCACCAGAGGUUGAUGGCGAGAACUCAGGUGUGCACCGGUCUGGGGGGGAGACAGAAAUCGAGAAAGUAUCUACAAGAGAGAUUGAAAUAAAGAAGAAGGAUCUGCUGCCUGUGUUCGAUAAUUUUAAUGGUGUAUACUCCAGUAUGGGCAACCGGGGGCUUACUGGGGAAAGGUACCCAGAUUCACUUUAUGAUCCUGACCAAAUGAAAGAAAAUCCAUUGAAAGGGAUUUCUUACUUGGCCAUUGGAUCUGGGAAUGAAAGUGAUGACAGGAAAAGAAGCAGGCAUCCCUCUUUUGGAGUACAUAUACAAAAUCAAAGUCCUCCUACCGGAGUUAGCAGUUCUAGAUCUUUCAAACAACCUGUAGUUUCCAUAUCUCCUUCUAAAGAGACUGAUUAUGUAGACACUGAUCUACCCGCUGGAAGAACCAUUGCGGAUAGCAGCGGGACAAGUGAAGCUUCUACUGCAAGCUCUAACCGUUCUGAUAUGAGCAUGAAUGUCCUGGAUGAGGGAACAAUCGAUGAAUCACCCAAUUUCGAGCAGUUCUUCAAAGAGGGGUAUUAUGCCACAACUGCGCCUGUUGAAGCUCAUGAAUCCGCAGAAAUCGCUACUGAAGCAGACAAUGAUGACGCCCCAUCUGAACGUGAAAAAUCAGAGGAAGGUGGCGAUGACGAUGAUAUGCUUGGGGGCAUUUUCGCUUUCUCAGAAGAAGGUUGAUUAUGCCAGGUUGUUCUCGUGGUUCAUGUCUUGGUCAUGUCGUGCUUCUGCUGGUAGUUAAUAAGACACGUCUCGUACAGAGCCAAGCCCCAACGGAGAGGGUCAUUUACUAAUAUAAGAUGCUUACUGACUGAUCAAAUACCUAAAACACCAAAUCAAAUUGGCUUCUUUGUCGUGUGUUUCCAGUUUCGGGGAACAUUCCGGUCUUACUCUCGUGUUCAUUUCAUUGUGUAAAUACUGUAAAUGGAUAUUCGUCAUCAACAGUCUCUCGAUUUUCAUGGACUGGGUUCUUUGUUUUUUUUUUCACGUGUAACUCUAUAUUCAUUCAUCGGAAAAAGAAAAAAAAGAAGUUAGAAUAAAGAAGAUUAUUUUGUUUGGGUUUUA
Molecule: messenger RNA, 3489 nt
Organism: Tarenaya hassleriana
Lineage: Eukaryota; Viridiplantae; Streptophyta; Magnoliopsida; Brassicales; Cleomaceae
Product: autophagy-related protein 18h-like
Exons: 9
Coding region: 274-3105 (943 amino acids)
Biological process (GO): autophagy; response to starvation
Cellular component (GO): cytoplasm
Molecular function (GO): protein binding
Source: RefSeq, a predicted model, not a curated record